CCGCAGCCCCGCGGCCGCCAUUACCUCAGCGCCUGCGCGGGGCCGGCGGCGGAAGGGCGGGAGGCGGCUUCUGCUUCCUGUGAUGGCGGCGGAGGGGUCGGGAGCUUCACCGACGCCCCUCAGUGAGAAGCACCGAAGCGGUGGAGGAACGGAGGAGUAAAAAGAUGAGCCCGGGCCGUGGCGGUGGGAGCUGCAGCACCCAGCCCUGAGCCCGCCCCGGCGGCCAUCGCCAGAGCAGGAGAUGGCAGCGGACUCCACAAUCCCCAUCUGGCAGAACAAACCCCAUGGCUCAGCACGAAGUGUUGUCAGGAGGAUUGGGUCAAACCUCCCCCUAAGACCCUGCCCCAGAGCAACCUUUGAGGUUCUCCCCAGUGUUUCAGAGCUCUAUUUAAAUGAUGUCCCUCCAGUCCCCACCUUGGCAGACAUUGUGUGGAUUGCAGCAGAUGAUGAAGAAACAUAUGCCAGAGUCAGAAGUGACACUCGUCCUCUGAAGCACAAGUGGAAGCCGAGUCCCUUCACUGUUAUACAGCGAAACGCGUCAGUCCCCAACCUGAGGAAGCAGGAAGAGAAGCUGCUUGCCCUGAAGAAACCUGGGUUGCCAGCCCUGAGCAGAACAACAGAGCUCCAGGAUGAGCUGAGUCACCUCCGGAGUCAGAUAGCUAAAAUAGUUGCUGCAGAGUCAGCUUCUACUUCAUUUACACCAGAUCUGUUAUCUCCAGGAAGUUCAAACCCAUCUUCUCCUGUAACUUGUUUUGGACCCUCUUUCCAGUCUACAACUUCCUUUGUCAUCAGUGAUAUCACAGAGGAGGAGGCAGAACUGGAAAGCCCUGAGCUCCCAUCAGUCUCCUUGCUUUGUUCUGCAACCUCUGAGUGUUUUAAACCUGAACCAAAGGACCCUGAGGAGGAAGAUUCUGUCUCUCUUUCCAAGGCCAGCAGUUUUGCAGACAUGAUGGGAAUUCUUAAAGACAUUCAUAGGAUGAAACAGAGCAAAGACUUGAACAGAACUCCCAUGAAGGAGGAAGACCCGGCCAUCCUUAUAGCAGAAGUUCUGAGAAGGAAAUUUGCCCUGAAGGAUGAAGACCUGGCCAUGAAGGAGAAAUGAUGUCAUUCAACUCUGUAAGCAAAAGUGUUGUGCUCCCAAAAUGUUCUCCACAGUAGCUGCCUUCCUAAGGAUUGAGCCUUUUGCCUCUUUUAUUAAUCAGAGAAGGUUUCUGCUCUGGACACUCACUUAGGGAAGAGCUGAUGGAUUUGAUGUGUUUUCCAUGUAUUGUUGUAUUUAAGAAAGAAAAACUUUUUUAAGAGGAUGGAAUUUCUUUUCCACUUGUAUUUUGAUGUUGAUUAUUGAUAAGGAUCUUGGGAAGAGUGCAAUGAGUGCUGCUGGAUGACAUUCUUUCUACCACCAAUGUUCUUUAGAUUCCAAUUAAGCAUUAACUUAACAACAGCCUCAUUACAAUAUAACCAUUUCCAGUAUAAAGGGAUGUCAGACAUCCAGUUCUUUGUUCUGAGUAUGGUACAGAGAUAAUGAGCAUAAGCUAAUUAAUGCUUCCAGCUCUUCAGUGUUUAGGAAGUUGUUGAAGCACAGAGGUUAAAGGCAGCUCCCUGCUCUCAGGGCAGGAUGAAGCUGCAGUCAGUGAUUGAAGCACUCGCUGGUUUGUGUGUGCCCUGGGUAUUUCUUAACUCACGAAUUAUCCCCACAGUUGCAUGACAGAAUGGCCUUAAUUUCUUGCCAGUAAUUUAAUGUUUCAUUAAUAGUCCUUGUAUUCAGAUACUGUAUUUUAUUCAGCAUUCAAAAGGUCUAUUUAUUGAACCACCAAUGCUAAGAACCGAGCACCCCCCAGAGGAGCUGGCAGCUGAGGAGAAGGAAACAGGAACGUGGCUGCAGUUCUCACAAACUGAGGAGGUUUCCUUCAGCUGCACCUUCUCUGUGAUGUUCCUCAUGCCUGUAUUUCAAGUAUGGGUUUUUUUCCUUUAUAUAAAAUGGAGCCUUAAUAAGA
Messenger RNA from Calypte anna (Anna's hummingbird), 1994 nucleotides. It is a transcript of the gene MTFR1L, whose product is annotated as mitochondrial fission regulator 1 like. The transcript has 7 exons. The record is from RefSeq and is a predicted model, not a curated record. Gene Ontology annotation, biological process: aerobic respiration; mitochondrial fission. The coding region runs from base 242 to 1102 and encodes 286 amino acids. NCBI's taxonomy places the organism in Eukaryota, Metazoa, Chordata, Aves, Apodiformes, Trochilidae. Gene Ontology annotation, cellular component: mitochondrion.